AUGGUGGCCCAGGUGACUGGAAGAGUUUUUCUUGGUGAUGAUACGUGCAGGGAUCCAAUUUGGCUGAAUAUGAAUAUCACCUAUACCGACCAAGUAGUCAAGACCGCAAAGAAAAUCCGCCUUUGGCCAAAGUUCCUGCUCCCAGUUGUUGGAAAGUUCUUGCCAGCAUCUCGCAGACUUCAGCGAACUUUGCAAGAAUGUGAAGAUUUCUUACAACCUCUGAUAUCGCAAAGGAAAACCUCUAAUGAGCCACGUCCGCAAUUGAAUGCGAUCGAUUGGUUUGAGGAACUUUCGAAAGGUCAAUCGUACAACCCUACGAUUUCCAUAUUGAAGAUAUCCCUUGUCAGCCUCGAUACCACGUCCGAGCUUCUUUUUCAUGUUAUUCGUGAAUUAUCAACGAAUGAAAGCCUUGUCAAUGAUCUACGAAGCGAGAUCCUGACUGUCUUCCCAGGUCGAGAAAUCGAUCUUGAUGAAGGUUUCAACCAGCAAGACUUGAAAAAGUUGAAACUCCUAGACAGUGCUAUCAAAGAAAGCCAGAGGCGAAGCCACAGAAUGAUAACUCUGAGACGGUUUGCUACGGAGGAUGUCACGCUAGAUGAUGGCACUCGCAUUCCAAAGGGCACCCAAGUUGCCGUGGCAGCCACCCAUGUACGAGACACGUCGGUAUAUGAAGAUGGCGACACUUUUAACGGCUACCGAUUCUUGAAUGCAGGAGCUCCAUUGGUUGUUCCGACUCCAAACCAUAUGGGAUUCGGUUAUGGGAAGCAGGCAUGCCCAGGGAGAUUUUUCGUCUCUGUUGAGAUGAAGAUAUUGCUAUGCAAGAUGCUUUUGAAUUAUGACUUUAGCAUGGAUGGUUUGGAUGAACCAAAAACUGUGAUCAGCGGGUACAAUAUCGUGCCAAAUCCGCAAGCAAAGAUAGCCAUAAGACAUCGCGCAAAGGCUACCUGUGUAACUUACCAAGAGAAUUAA
This is a messenger RNA of Penicillium pulvis, 969 nucleotides long. Its product is annotated as cytochrome P450. The record is from RefSeq and is a predicted model, not a curated record. Lineage: Eukaryota; Fungi; Ascomycota; Eurotiomycetes; Eurotiales; Aspergillaceae. Gene Ontology annotation, molecular function: oxidoreductase activity, acting on paired donors, with incorporation or reduction of molecular oxygen; heme binding; iron ion binding. The coding region runs from base 1 to 969 and encodes 322 amino acids. The transcript has 2 exons.